This is a messenger RNA of Nannospalax galili (Upper Galilee mountains blind mole rat), 2459 nucleotides long. RefSeq names its product zinc finger protein 408 (gene Znf408). The transcript has 5 exons. Lineage: Eukaryota; Metazoa; Chordata; Mammalia; Rodentia; Spalacidae. The record is from RefSeq and is a predicted model, not a curated record. Bases 264 to 2387 code for a protein of 707 amino acids.
CCUCGAAUGAGGAGGUGGGUUGGAUGGAUCAGUUCCGGUUUCGUAGAUACUGGAAUGUCUCGCGGGCCUCUGGGGUCCUACGUCCGUAUUGUUUCCGGACGAAGUUUUGUCUUACAAAUAUUUCCAAACUCCCGGUCCUAUGCUCCAGUGAGAGCUGACUUUGGGCUCUUUCCUGAGAGGAAAUUUGUAAGUCAAAGACUGUUUCCUGGAGGAGGCGAGAAGAAGACGCUCACUUCCGGCAGAGGGAGGCUUCCUGACUCAGGAUGAAGGAGGCGGAGGAAGUGCUCUCGGAGGGGAAGACGCUGUUGCUGCCCCUCGAGCCGCGCCUGGGCCCGGACUCGGGAUGGAGCCCUUCGGAAGAAGGCUAUGCUCGGGGCCUCCAAGAUUUCCCGCCAGGGCUGAGCCCAGCCAUCCUUGCCCUAAAGAGCCUCCCCCCCGGCUUGGCCAUAGGCCCCUCAAGUACCAGGGAACAGCGCUUGGGGGUCUGGUGUGUCGGAGAGCCCCUGCGUCCGGGACUGCACUGGGGCCCUCUGGAAGAGGAAUCUGGCAUGCAGGAGAAAGGCGACGGAGAGGAGUCACGCCACGGGGAGAACUUGUCACCAGGUCCAUGUGGAACUAUAUGUACAUGGGAACAGAGUUCAGGCUGGACCAGCCUGGUGCAGCAGGGUCGGCUGAAGAAUGAUGGAAAUGUGUCCUUGGUUUGGAUCAAUAAGAAGCUCCACCUUCAAGUCUACCAGAUUGUACUGCCAGGGUUUGAGCUGCUGCUGUGCCCACAGUCUCCCUCCAGGGGCCUGAGUGUCAUGCAGCCCAGGCUAGAAGAAGAAACAGAUGUAGUGGCAGUGGCAGAAAAGGAGUCUGCUAUACAAAAAGAGGUGGCCUUUCCCUGGGAAAAUGCAGCAGAGUCUUGCACAGAUCCUGGUCAUGAGCCACCUCACAGUAUCCAGACAGAGAGUUUACUAGACCCUGGACCUAUGGCCGAAACCCAGGACCAGCCUUUCAAGGAUAACUACCCCCCAUUGCUUCAAGAUGGUAGCAUGGAUGAGGAGUGCCUGCCACAGACACCACCUGAACCUCAGAGCAGCUUUGCUGCCCAGAAGAGCCCAGAGAGCAGUAAAGCCAAUUUGUCACCUACCCAGCUGCAUACCUGCCCAGACAAGAAGUUACACGACCCCAGUGAUCAAUUCCUGUCCACAGCAAAGACCUCAGAGCCUGGAGCCCAGCUCUCUGCCUUGCCUGUACUCCCAUGCAGCCCUCCUGGUCCAGGAAGAAGCUCCCCAAAGCAAGGUCGUCGGUACCAUUGCGGGGAGUGUGGCAAGGCAUUCCUGCAGUUAUGUCACCUCAAGAAGCAUGCAUUUGUGCACACAGACCACAAGCCCUUCCUGUGCACAGAGUGUGGCAAGAGCUACAGCUCAGAGGAGAGCUUCAAAGCCCACAUGCUGGGCCACCAAGAGGUGCGACCCUUUCCUUGCUCACAAUGUGACAAGGCUUAUGGUACCCGGCGGGACCUCAAAGAGCACCAAGUGGUUCAUUCAGGUGCCCGGCCCUUUGUAUGUGACCAGUGUGGCAAGGCCUUUGCUCGAAGACCCUCCCUGAGGCUGCAUCAGAAGACACACCAGAUGCCAGCUGCCCCUGCCCUAUGCCCGUGCCCAGUGUGUGGGCGCUCCCUGGCCAGUCAGGGCUCCCUGCGCAACCAUAUGCGGCUCCACACAGGAGAAAAGCCCUUCCUGUGCCCACACUGUGGCCGAGCAUUCCGACAUCGGGGCAACCUUCGAGGGCACUUGCGGCUACACACAGGGGAGCGCCCUUACCACUGCCCACAGUGUGUUGACACCUUCCCCCAGCUGCCAGAGCUGCGUCGCCAUCUCAUCUCCCAUACUGGGGAGGCCCACCUGUGCCCUGUAUGUGGGAAGGCCCUCCGAGACCCACAUACCCUCCGUGCUCAUGAGCGCCUACACUCAGGGGAGAGGCCCUUCCAGUGCCCCCAGUGUGGCCGUGCUUACACACUGGCUACCAAGCUUCGGCGCCACCUCAAGUUCCACGUGGCGGACAAGCCCUAUCGCUGCUCUACCUGUGGCAUGGGCUACACCCUUCCUCAGAGCCUCAAGCGUCACCAACUCAGCCACCAGCCCAGGGCUUCCUCCAGCCCACCUCUGCCUCCUACCUCUGAACCUACCAUGGUGUUUCUACAGACUAAGCCAGAGCUGUUGGGUGCAUGCAGCCAACAGGAAGUUCCCCCAGAGGGGGCUGUUGUGGAGGUCACCAUUUCUGAGAGACAAGAGAAAUGUUUUAUGGUGCCGGAGGAUCCAGGCCCCAGUGUGAUGCUUAUCCACAAGGACGUGGGCUUUGGUGGCUGGGCAGAGGUGGUGGAGGUGGAGACAGACGCCUGACAUCAGCAUGCACCUCACCACACGCACACACACACACACAGAGUUCUCCAUAAAGACUGUUCUGGUGCUGUG